Hemiscyllium ocellatum (epaulette shark) is the source of this 1488-nucleotide messenger RNA. RefSeq names its product S-antigen protein-like. The record is from RefSeq and is a predicted model, not a curated record. Lineage: Eukaryota; Metazoa; Chordata; Chondrichthyes; Orectolobiformes; Hemiscylliidae. The transcript has 2 exons. The coding region runs from base 1 to 1488 and encodes 495 amino acids.
AUGGCACUAGAGCCUUCAGACCUCAAAGGUCUCACCAUUGGCAAGCCCACACCAGGAUCUCAAUCCAGCCCAUACCAGGAUCCCAACUCCAACCCACACCAGGAUCUCAACACCAACCCACACCAGGAUCACGACUCUGGUCCACACCGGGAUCACAACUCCAGCCCACACCAGGAUCAUGAUUCCGGCCCACACCGGGAUGACAACUCUAGCCCGCACCGGGAUCUCGACUCCAGCCUGCACUGGGAUCUCGACUCCAGCCCAAACCGGGAUCAUGACUCUAGCCCACAUUGGGAAUUCGACUCCAGCCUACACCGGGAUCUCGACUUCGGCCCAAACCAGGAAUUCGACACCAGCCCAAACCAGGAUCUCGACUCCGGCCCACACUGGGAUCAUGACUCCAGCCCGCAUCGAGAUCUUGACGCCAGCCCACACCAGGAUUUCGACUCCGGCCCACAGCGGGAUCACGACUCUGGCCCACACCGGGAUUUCGACUCCGGCCCAUCCCAGGAUCACAACUCCAGCCCACACCGGGAUCUUGACUCCAGCCCAAACCGGGAUCUCAACUCCGUCCCACACUGGGACCACGACUCCGGCCAAAACCGGGAUCUCGACUCUGGCCCAAACCAGGAUCACAACUCCAACCCACACCAGGAUCUCAACUCCGGCCCAAACCGGGAUCACGACACCGGCCCACACCAGGAUCUCAUCUCCAGCCCGCACCAGAGUCACAAAUCCAGCCCACUCCAGGAUCUCAAAUCCAGCCUGCAUCGGCAUCACGACUCCAGCCCACACCAAGAUCUCGACUCCAGCCCACACCAGGAUCACGUCUCCAGCCCGCAUCGGGAUCUCGACUCCAGUCCACACCGGGAUUUCGACUCCGGCCCACAACGGAAUCACGACUCCGGCCCACAACGGGAUCACGACUAUAGCUUGCACCGGGAACUCGACUCUAGCCCACUCCGGGAUCUCGACUCCAGCCCGCACCAGGAUCACGACUCCGGCCCACACCAGAAUCUCGACUCUAGCCCACAGCGGGAUCAUGUCUCCGGCCCACACCGGGAUCUCGACUCCAGCCCAAACCAGGAUCUCAACUCCGGCCCAAACCGGGAUCUCGACUUCGGCCCACACUGGGAUCACGACUCCAGCCCACACCGGGAUCUCGACUCCGGCCCAAACCGGGAUCUCGACUUCGGCCCACACUGGGAUCACGACUCCAGCCCACACCGGGAUCUCGACUCUGGCCCAAACCAGGAUCUCAACUCCGGCCCAAACCGGGAUCACGAGUCCAGCCCACACCGGGAUCACAACUCCGGCCCAAACCGGGAUCACGAGUCCAGCCCACACCGGGAUCACAACUCCGGCCCAAACCAGGAUCUCAACUCCGGCCCAAACCGGGAUCACGAGUCCAGCCCACACCGGGAUCACAACUCCGGCCCACACCGGGAUCUCGACUCCAGCCCACACCAGGAUCUCAUCUCCAGCUGA